Mercurialis annua (annual mercury) is the source of this 3793-nucleotide messenger RNA. RefSeq lists its product as uncharacterized. The coding region runs from base 311 to 3454 and encodes 1047 amino acids. The record is from RefSeq and is a predicted model, not a curated record. The transcript is spliced from 7 exons. Lineage: Eukaryota; Viridiplantae; Streptophyta; Magnoliopsida; Malpighiales; Euphorbiaceae. Gene Ontology annotation, biological process: DNA transposition. Gene Ontology annotation, molecular function: zinc ion binding; DNA binding; transposase activity.
AACCCCCCACCUUUUACCCCCUUUUCAUUUGCACCCUGACGUUGUAAAAUCGCCAAUUUUACCCAAAUUCGCACCUUUCAUUGUCAAUUCCACCCUAACUUAUUUGGGCACGCGUUUUUUGCCACUCUGGCAUACACAUCAGCGUUUUUCUUGCAAUUACCUUAGUACCCUUGCUGAUUAGGACUGGUGGCUACGUCUAACCAUGGUUGGUGUAUUGAUUAUUGCAAAACGUUAGCUACUCACUACUCCUCGAAGAUGAUGCUAGCAGUCCACCAUCUUUCUGCGUGUUGAAGACAGUGAGCAAAUCAUAAUGGUUAAAUCAAAAGGAAAAGAACCAGCAUCGGGGGGAGUCGAUAAGGGAGGAUGGCCGAAAAACUACAGACCACCAUGUGAGGUCUAUGUCAAUGUGGAGUUCAUUCCGGGAGACCCUAUAACAGUCAAUGGAGGAACAGUACUGCAAAAUUACUGGUAUAGAGAUGAAAAUCUGACAUUUGAGGACAUUGCUAAAAGGGUUCGGGAUAUGGGAUAUCCAGAGGUUAGUCGAGUCGGGUACUAUAAGCCGGAAGGGGAUUGGCACACUGUAACGAUGGUGAAGGACGAUGGAGGCAUUAGCCAGCUGUUCGAUGAGGGAUACGCCUUUGGAUUUGUUAAACUGUUCAUUGAGUGCAACUCACAAGAAGAGUUUGAACACUUUGACAGAGACGAGACUGUCACAGAUGCAAUUUUGAAUUAUGAAGCUGAUAUGGAGGCUGAAACAUCUGCUGACUUGGAGGUUGGAAACCAAGAGGGUAAUGGUGAAAUGGAGGCUGACGAAGAAAGGGAUGAAUCUGAUUUCACUUUCAUUUGUAACCCUGAAGAAGACACCGAUGAUGAUAGUGUUAGUGAGGGUGGAACAGAUUUUGACGAGGAGUAUCGUAAUGCAAGGGUUAAGAAGAAAAACUCAAGAAUAUCUGAUUUUGAUAGAAUUAAUGGCUUAGGAUUGGAUGGUAUGUUAGAUGCUCCGGGGGGUGUUUGUAGUCAUAAUGGGAAGUAUUGGGAGGGUGGGGCAUCCGGGAAUUUAGAUGCACACAAGGAUAUACAAGACAAAGAGAGUGACGAUGGCUCUGACUAUGCUGAUACAGAUGACGGUCUUCUCACCCCAUGUAGUAGCGAUGAAGAUGAUCUUGAAAUUAGAAAGAAAAAACGAGCUAGCCGGGUGUACUAUAACCCUGCGUGUGAUCAUGAGAAGUUGGAGUGGGAGAUGGAUAUGAUCUUCAUCAACAAGAUGCAAGUUAAAAACGCUGUUCAGCAAUGGGCAAUCUGUCGGGGGCAUGACGUUACUUGGAGAAAGAGCGAGCGUUUACGAGUUGAAGCACGCUGCAAAGCUGGCUGCCCUUGGAGGUUCUAUGCUAGUCGAAAAAAUUCAUGCACCUCUUUUCAAAUUAUGGGGCUGCAGACACGACACGCCUGUCAAAGAGCAACGAGAAAUAGACAAGCUACAUCAGAUUGGUUAGCGAAAGAGUUCAUCAAGAAAUUUAGGAGAGAGCCUGGAUACUCAGCCCCGUAUAUGCAACUUGACAUCAAGGACAAAUACAAAGGACUUAUUGUGUCUUUGUCAUCGUGUUAUAGAGCUAGGACCACUGCUUUGGAUGUAAUCAGAGGGUCACUUGAGAGUCAUUAUGCCAACUUUAGAGCAUAUGACGCUGAACUGAAAAGGAUUGACAAAGAAGGCUUAUUCCAGUUUUACUUGAUAAAUGACCCAAAAAAUGGAGCUCCAAUCUUUCAGAGAUACUAUGUUGGCUUCUCAGGUUUACGGAAAGGAUUCAAUAAAGGUUGUAGGCCUGUAUUGUGUGUCGAUGGCUGUUUCUUAAAGACUUUGAUUGGCGGUUGCCUUUUAAGUGCUGUUGGACGAGACGGGAACAAUCAAAUGUUCCCCGUGGCAUGGGCAAUAGCGGAGGCGGAAAAUGAAGAAACGUGGACGUGGUUUAUGGAGUUGCUGAUAUCAGAUCUUGGGUUUGGAGAUGGGGUGAAUUUGACUCUAAUUAGCGACCAACAAAAGGGACUUAAAAAUGCCAUAACUAAUGUGGUGCCGUUUGCAGAGCACCGUAAUUGUGCCCGUCACAUUUACGCUAAUUGGAAAAAGAAACACAAGGAUCCUGAAUUGAAGCGAAUUUUUUGGUAUGCUGUAAAUGCGACGAAUCUGCCUGAGUUUGACUCUCACAUGAAGACAAUGAAAAGUGAGAAGCCGGCGGCAUUUGAUGAUUUCAUGGGCCAGGUUCAAAAUGUAUUCUGCAAAGCAUUCAUUAGGCCCCAUGCAAAGUGUGAUGCUAUUACUAGCAAUUUAGUGGAGACUUUCAAUGGUUACAUUGCCAAGGCUAGGCAAUUACAUCCAAUCCACAUGCUCGAGGAGAUUCGAACUUCUUUGAUGGCGAGAAUGUACCAAAAAUCAGAGUUGAUGGAAAAACAUUUUGAAGACAUUUGUCCAAGGAUAAGAGAGAGAAUUGAUCGGAAUCAGAUUUCCACAAGACUUUGUGAUCCAAUACCUGCCAAAGGGGGAGCAUUCCAAGUGAGUUGCGAUAAUGAUCAAUUUAUUGUGUGCCUCAAGACAAAGAGUUGCAGCUGCAGAGCAUGGGAUAUAAGCGGUAUUCCUUGUGCCCAUGCUCUUGCUUGCAUAAACUUCAUGCGUUUCGACGUGUGUGAUUAUGUGGAUGGGUGGUACAAGAAGGAAAAAUACCAAGAAGCUUAUCGAUUCUCCCUUCAACCGAUUAAUGGGAUAAAUAUGUGGCCCAAUGUCGAAGGGUUCGACAUUCUUCCACCUCCAUACAAAAAGCUGCCUGGACGGCCGAAGAAAAACCGAAGGAAAGAUCCCGAUGAGGAGCCUAAAAAGAAUCCGAGAUAUGCAAGAAAGGGGGUUGCAAUGACGUGCCAACAUUGCCUUAAUGAAGGACACAAUAAACGUGCUUGCCCGAACAAAGACCAAGCCCCUGUUGAUAGGCCUGCAAAGCGUGCAAAGGGUAGACCAAGAGGUGCAAAAUGGGUUGACAAAACUCCUACGUCCCAAGCUAGUGGAAGUAACCCUUCAUCUACAAAAAUGAAAAAACAAAGGAGGGAACAAUUACUGCAAAGUAGAAUUACUGCUCAGAGAAAUGCUUCAACACCUGCGCAACGAAAUGAGGUGCAAAGAGAGAUGCAAAGCCAGGUGAUUCAAACUCAUGGGAUCAAAAUUAACACUCGUUCAGGAUUUAUUUACUCACAGCCUGCUACAGCUGAUGGAGUGAGGUAUGUUAGCGGAGCUGUGGCGACAGCUUCUGCAGCCAGAGCAAGUAACAAACCAGCCACAUCCUCUCAGCAAGGAUCGACAGCCACACAGGAACCACGACCACCGAAGUCCGUUGUGUAUAAGUCAACGGCGUCACAAGCUGCAACUCCUAGAAUCGAUAAACUUCCAAUCAUAAAGGGAAAGAAGAAAGCUUAGGAGUCAUGAAGAGGGAGUUUUUUUGGUACAUUUUGGAUAUACAAAUCAGUGUACGUCAUUGUGUAUAGCAUAGGUGAAGUAAAAACCUUGCUUUUUUGGAAGUUGGUUGAUGUAAAGUUUUUGGGUAUAGAUGUCAGAGUACAUCAUAUAUAGCAUAGGUAAACUGAAAACCUUGCUUUUUUGAGCUUUAGUAUGAUACAAAGCUUUGGGUAUAGCAUAGGUGAUAAACCUUGCAUUUUUGAGCUUUUGUUGGAUGAAAAGCUAUAGGUAUAGCAAAGGUGUUUGUACAAAAACCUUGCUUAUAUUAUUUGCCUCUUUUGAAUGUCAUUUUCGUGUAUU